AUGGUGGGCAAGGACUGCGUGGCCAUUGCCUGCGACCUCCGCCUCGGCAUGCAGGCCCUCACCGUGUCCAACAACUUCCCUAAGAUCUUCCAAUACGGCGACGUUUUCCUUGGGCUGACGGGUCUCGCCACCGAUGUUUCGACCGUAUCCGACUUGUUUCGUUACAAGGUCAAUAUGUACCGUCUUCGCGAAGAACGCAACAUCAGCCCACAGACCAUGGCCAACCUCGUCAGCUCAAGUCUGUACGAGAGGCGCUUUGGCCCAUACUUCAUCAGCCCGGUGAUUGCAGGUAUCAACCAGACGAGCGGGAAGCCUUUCAUCUGCGGUUUCGACAGCAUUGGGUGCAUCGACUUUGCAAAGGACUUCAUCGUAAGCGGAACAGCGAGCGACCAGCUGUUUGGAACAUGUGAGGGGCUGUGGGAGCCAGAUCUGGUGGGUUCUUCAGGCCCAGAGGACCUGUUCGAGACCAUUUCACAGGCGCUACUCAACGCCGUCGACCGUGACGCACUUUCCGGUUGGGGCGCACACGUUUACAUUAUCGAAAAGGACAAGGUGACGAAGCGGUUACUCAAGGGCAGGCAGGAUUGA
Messenger RNA from Bipolaris victoriae FI3, 588 nucleotides. RefSeq lists its product as hypothetical. The transcript is spliced from 2 exons. Gene Ontology annotation, cellular component: proteasome core complex; proteasome core complex, beta-subunit complex. NCBI's taxonomy places the organism in Eukaryota, Fungi, Ascomycota, Dothideomycetes, Pleosporales, Pleosporaceae. Gene Ontology annotation, biological process: proteasome-mediated ubiquitin-dependent protein catabolic process. Bases 1 to 588 code for a protein of 195 amino acids. The record is from RefSeq and is a predicted model, not a curated record.